AUGGGUGCGCAGAAGAUUGCACAUGUAGCAUCUAAGAAUCCAAGUGUGGUGAAGGAGAUUAUCUACGGGAUAAGCCUCGGCACGGCGUGUGGGCUGUUAUGGAAGAUGCACCAUUGGAAUAACCAAAGGAGAACCAAAGAGUUUCAUGAUCUGUUGGAGAAGGGUCAGAUUAGUGUUGUGGUGGAAGAUGCAUAGAUUAUAUAGUGCAAUGCUACUGGUACUUUCUACACAUUCUAGGAGUCCUCUAUAUCAAUAUGAUCCUUUGCAGUCUGUAAGCCUCUGAUUAGAAAUCUUAGUUCCAAUAUAUAGUGUACAUGCAACUAUGAUCCAAGCAGUCAUUCGCUGUCGAAACUUCAUCGUCAUCCUAUGUUGCUUGAUGAAUGCUAGCUACCUGGAUAGAUUUUGUUCAUGAUAUGUCAUCCGUCUAGUUUUAAAAACUGAUUUAUUUACAAAUAAAUGCGAACACUUCAAUUCUAAUAAAGAUAUUAUUAGCAAA
Beta vulgaris subsp. vulgaris (sugar beet) is the source of this 496-nucleotide messenger RNA. RefSeq names its product putative cytochrome c oxidase subunit 5C-4. The transcript has a single exon. The coding region runs from base 1 to 195 and encodes 64 amino acids. The record is from RefSeq and is a predicted model, not a curated record. Lineage: Eukaryota; Viridiplantae; Streptophyta; Magnoliopsida; Caryophyllales; Amaranthaceae.